UGAGAACAUUUACGAUCGGCGGGGGGGUGGGGGAGUUAUUGGUUUGUCAAUGGCGUCAAGUACCUUUGUGCCGCAAUGUAUGAAAUAUGAGAAGUCAGUGCAUUCACUUGCGUUUUGACCUUUCUAAUACUUAUUGUAUGCAUCAACCAGUGUAUUAGGAGUGAUUUUAUUACACAUAACAGAACUCGCUACAGGUGGCAUUACAUCUCUCUCGCUUUUUACAUAUGUUUUACAUUUAGCAUACUGGAAUAUGGGAUUUAACCCCACUCAUUACCUCGGCACUGCCACCAACCAACCAAAAAGCUAACUCGGUCGUACUUUAACCUUUACCAUUUCAACCUCCCAUAGAAGAGAAUCAAACUGUGUACUACUCUUCCAGCAUCAAAGUUUUUGCAAAAUGCUAAAAAUAUAUGUGCGCUAGAAUUGAUGCGUUUAACGUCCACACAUUUUUCAAUCUAACGAAACUAAUCCAGCUUUUCCCAGUAUGUUGUGGCUACACUGCUUAUAUAGUUUUUGCUGUGGUAAUGUCGAAUGUUAGAAUGGCGGAACAAAUGCUGAAUGACUUGAUUUGUCGCAAAAUAUCUGUAGAUGAUUUAAUUGCAUGGCUGACAAGAGAUCAUAUGAUUGGCUGUCCUGUUGAAUUGAAACAUGCAAAAUGUAGCAGAAAAGAUUUUGUGCCUUACUUUUUGAACUUUUUGAGGGAGCAGACUUCAAGGAUCUUGCAAUUGAGCAGUUUUCCUACCCCUAGUAAGGUGCACAGAACGUUGCAAAAGAGAAGAAAUAAUGUGAAGAGCCGCCAGGCGUUAUUUCCUCCAAAUCAGCACGAGAGUGCUGAUACUAACAUGGGGGUAAAGUCCCUUGAAAUUGCAGAUGUUUUAUAUUCAGGAAUUGAGGAGGGAGGUAACAGGAAAAUUGCAGAUGUGGUGAAGAGGAAGACUGUGGCAGUUCCAUCUGGUUUUAACUUCGGGAAGCCACUUGCACAAAGCAGUCCUGUGCAGGAACACAAACAUAAUAACUCUGCCACCUUGCAAAGAAGUUUCAGUUUACAGGAUUUUAUUGUGAAGGGAACAAGGUCUGGUAAAAAGAAGAGCACUUGUGCACAGGAGCAAAUGCUGCCGUCUUCUGAUGGCAACGAACGCAGAUCACACAAGAGAAUCAAUCCAACUCGAUUGAGUGCUGCAAAAUCUAAUGGUGAUGAUGUAUGUUUUGGAUUGACAUUGAGAUCAUGUGAACCCAGUGCCCCAUUUUGUGAACAGCCAGUAGAAACAAGCAACAGUAAGAACUUUGAGGAGGAAAGGACACUGUUGCGAAAAGAACGCCUUAGGCAAAGGUGUGACAAGAGGCAUGUGACUGUGUCUCCUACAAAAGUGAUUGUUUCCUAUAUUAAUGAAUCUAUUGUGGCAGAGCCUGGCCUAGUGAGUUUCUUAGAACAGCUGCAAGUGUUAGCAGAUGUGUAUUCUCGCUUGAUAAGUUCAAAUUUAGUUUUAAACAUUAUGGCGGAAUUGUGCUUUGUGGUGAGCUUGCUCGUGGUUCACGUCCCCGCUGGAUGCAGUACGGAUGAGAUGCGUUUUUCCCCGACAGAAUGCAGUGGGAAUGCUGUUCAUCAUCUAGAUCGUGGAGUAUGGAAUAUGAAGAAAUAUGCUUUCUUUAAUACAGUGCACAACUGUGUGUAUUUUGCCAUAUCAGUGUUGAACCAACAGCGACAGCUUCUAGAGUGCUUUGACAAGAUUACGUUAAAAAUGCUUGCUGAUAAUAGAUAUUUUUCAACAUUUAUGCCAGAUUUAUGUGAUUUUGUCAAUGGACUUCUCACUUCUGACAUGGCAAAGGCUAGAAGAUUUACAUCUUUGGUUGCAGCAGUCCAGAGCAAUGUGUCUUUCCAGUCAGACACUGACAAUCGUCACAACUUUCCAACAGACCAGGCAUUUCAUGUUUUUCGCAAGCAACGUGAUGGUUUCUACGAAAUUCUUCGCACGUGGGAGGCGGACCACAUGUUGCCCGAUUGGUCAUUUGCCGUUACACUGGGACCACGUACGAGGACACUGCUUAGCCUACACAGUGAGCCUGCCAACUUUGUACACUUUGCACGUCUGUUUCGUUCCCAACUGCUUGGAACCUGCAGUGGUUACUCCAGUUCUAGUGAACUGGCAGCGUUCAGUGACGGUGGCCUUGACAUCUUGAAGGACGUGAACCCAGAGAAGCUUAGUCGCCUGCAUGAGAGGCUCAUAACUCCAUUCCAGUGUGGGGGGCCAUGUCCACAGCCAUCAUUCCCUGGACAGCAGGAGUUCUAUCAUGACUUCAUCCUGCACUCCUCACAUCCUGCUUUUCUGCAGCACCUGGGUGACAGCCUUGCCUCUGAGAUACUGACAUUGAAUGAGACCAGUUUCAUGGCUUCAGAUUUGGAGGACACAGACACAUAUGUUGAUGAUGCCACUCGCAGAAGUUACCUGACAUGUGUGUCUGCACUUCGCUUACUUGGCAAGUUCCUUGGUUUGGUCACAUUUCUACCAUACAAGUCAAGAGUAAAAGUUCUUCCAGAGGACAUGGUGUCAUCGCAGUCUGCUUUACGUGCCAAGUUAUGUCCUCAGUUGGAUGUCCUGGCAUGCAUAAAUGAGGCCGUGCAGGCUCACAAGCUUGUCCUCACGACACCUUGGGUUGUGAAGUAUUUGUCUAUGAUGGAUCCAGUUUCUGCACACCUCCCUUACUAUAGGGCUGUGUUUGAGCGGCUGUUUCAUCUAUAUCAAGGUGUCCAGUUGCCAGCCAGACCAUCAUUGCUCAUCAGGCUGCUGCUAGGCUGGCUGUUUGAAUCUUCACACUUUCUGGAAGAACUGUUUUACGCUUGGAAACAAGAUGUGCCUAUCGACAGAAUAGUAGAAUCAGGUAUAUGUUAUACUGCAUGUUUCAAAAGUAGCUUUACAACUUGAGGGCGAGAUAUUGGUGAACUGAUAGGAGA
Molecule: messenger RNA, 2950 nt
Organism: Zootermopsis nevadensis
Lineage: Eukaryota; Metazoa; Arthropoda; Insecta; Blattodea; Termopsidae
Source: RefSeq, a predicted model, not a curated record